Messenger RNA from Lactuca saligna, 681 nucleotides. NCBI's taxonomy places the organism in Eukaryota, Viridiplantae, Streptophyta, Magnoliopsida, Asterales, Asteraceae. The record is from the annotation of a GenBank genome assembly.
AUGGAAGAGGCCCCAGAACUAUUGGUGAUAUAUCACACACUUAAUUUGUCUACUCUUAAAGCUGAUUUGGAGGGUAUCGCCGUGAACACGAAUCAGUCUCUGUUAGGUCAGUUACCGAUGCACGCCCACAAGGUGUUUGACAUAAUGUCUAUGUUAGCUUUUCACCCAGAUGAGACUACUUUUGGCUACCUUUCAUGUCGAUAUGCACCAAAAGGACUCGAGAACAAGAUAAUUGAACUACAAGACUUGGAAUUUAGGUUCAGUUUUACUACUAAAUCAAUGUUUAUUUGUGAUGGCUGUUUAGCAGCUAUUCAACUUAUUAACAAUCUCAUCAAAGAUGGUGAAAUAACGCAAGUUCUUUGGGUAUCACAUCUGCAGCUUCAGCUGAAUCUUGAAAGUUCCAUGGUCUGUAAUCCAAUUGGUCUAGAUACUGAAGAACCACUACCAAUAGCAGUUUUCGACUUGACAACCUGUGAAUUGGGUUCUCUUAUAACCCACGUACUGAAGAACCACUCCCGAUCAGGAGCCUCCCCACCUCCUGCUAUUGGUUUACAAAAUCCAUACAAUCCACGUACUUCUCAUGUGAUUAGCAUGAUCACCAGAAAGGACUUGAUAUUUGAGCAGGCCAAUAAUGAUUCAGGUUCUGUGGAGCUCCAUUCAACUAGUGUAAUGUCCCUAUGA